GAGACCAGCGGGACUAAUUGACAGUUCAGAGUCCGACCAGUUGCACCGACUUUUCUCGGUCUGAAGUUCCUGUUCCUUGUGCUGUAAAGAUGUCCUGGUUUCUUCUGGUUUUGUCGUCUUCAGUCCUGGUCUGCGGGGCUACCGUGUGUCCGUGUGAGAGACCGGAGCUCUGUCAGCAGAUCCGCGAGGAGAGAGACUUUGAGGUGUUUGUGUUUGAUGUGGGUGGAAAGACGUGGAAGUCCUACAACUGGAGCAUGGUGACGACUGUGGCAACGUUUGGAAAAUACGAUGCUGAACUUAUGUGUUACGCUCACUCCAAAGGAGCUCGAGUUGUACUCAAAGGGGACGUUCCCCUCUCCUACAUUGUGGACCAAGAAAACAGGACAGCGUGGAUAACAGAGAAGGUCAACUUGGCCAAGGGCCAGUUUAUGGAUGGGAUCAACAUCGACAUCGAACAAGCAGUGGAGGAGGGCUCGCCAGAGUACCAUGCUUUGACAAACCUGGUCAAAGAGACCACUGAGGCCUUCCACAGGGAGAUCCCAGGUUCUCAGGUCUCAUUUGACGUCGCCUGGUCACCAAAAUGUAUCGACAAGCGCUGCUAUGAUUAUGUUACCAUUGCCGAAUCCUGUGACCUGCUGUUUGUGAUGUCCUAUGAUGAACAGAGCCAGAUCAUGGGGGACUGUAUUGCAAUGGCCAAUGCUCCACUCGCUCAAACACUGAAUGCCUAUGAGCAGUAUGUGAAUCUGAAGAUAGAUCCGAAGAAGCUAGUGAUGGGAUUGCCAUGGUACGGCUAUGACUACCCAUGCCUCAACCUUUCCCAGGAGGGAAUAUGUUUUAUUGCCAAAGUUCCCUUCCGUGGCGCCCCCUGCAGCGAUGCAGCUGGAAGACAGAAGACAUACAAGUGGAUCAUGACGCAGGUCAACACCUCACUGUCCGGCAGGCUCUGGGACGACGAGCAGCAGGCUCCUUACUUCAAUUACAAGGACCAGAAAGGACAGAUUCAUCAGGUUUGGUAUGACGACCCACAAAGUAUUUGUCCCAAGGCGGACUAUGUGAGAUCUAAAGGUUUGAGGGGCAUUGGCAUGUGGAACGGCAACAUCUUGGAUUACAGCGAUGAACCGGUCGCCAGGCAGCAGACCGCAAUGAUGUGGAAUGCACUCUUAGGAUGCUAGCUGGGAUAAGGUUAACACUGCUGCAGAAAUUUACAUCACCCCUGAGCCCGUUGCUAAGUCAAUAUACCUCUUUGUAACAGUACUGGGGUGUGACUUCCCUCUGAAUUCAGGGAUGCAUACUUGCACUUCAGAGUUUAUUGUGGCUUUUAUUGCUGUUGUGGUUGAAUGUAGUAACGUCGUCAGACAUUCCUCUGUGUCAACUGAAAUAACUGUGCUUCUACAACCAAUCUUUAUAAUGCGACGUACACAAGCAGUACGUCUGAUUGACCAAUACUGAGCUUACUGAGAUCUGUGCACUUUAUAUUUUUCAUAAAUAAAACUUUUCUGAUGAUUCUGUAAAUGAUUGGAAUUACGUACAUUCACCAUUUUAGGUGUAGAGUUCUUCUUUAAGUAACUAGCUUACAGCACCUGAGAAAUUUGAGACUUAGUAAAAGAAAAAGUCAUGUAGAAAGUGGAGCUGCACAAAAUCAUUUUUUUUUUAUGUUACUCUCCCUAAACAUACGACACAUACAUGUAACAAAGUCCAUCUGUCUCACAGCUCUGUAUGUACAGGUACUGAGUUAGAUGGAGGUGCUUUGAACUUGGGGUCUGUCAUGUGUGGUAUUGCCAAAGCCUGAAGAGACUGUGGGACCAGGAUGAGAGGACUGGCUCUUCUUCUGGGCCAGCUCAGCCUUCAGGGCCCUCAGUUCUGUGG
Molecule: messenger RNA, 1866 nt
Organism: Chelmon rostratus (copperband butterflyfish)
Lineage: Eukaryota; Metazoa; Chordata; Actinopteri; Chaetodontiformes; Chaetodontidae
Gene: ctbs
Product: chitobiase, di-N-acetyl-
Exons: 7
Coding region: 90-1172 (360 amino acids)
Biological process (GO): carbohydrate metabolic process; chitin catabolic process
Cellular component (GO): extracellular region
Molecular function (GO): chitinase activity; chitin binding
Source: RefSeq, a predicted model, not a curated record